CGAUGCUGACCGACAGCCUGGUGGAGGAGUUCGAGAUAGGCGAAGAUGAACCGUGGUACGACCAGCAGGACCUGCAGCAAGAUCUCCAUCUUGCUGCUGAACUUGGGAAGACGCUGCUGGAUCGGAACACAGAGCUGGAGACCUCUCUGCAGCAGAUGUAUGCCACCAAUGAAGAGCAGCUACAGGAGAUAGAGUACCUUACAAAACAGGUGGAACUCCUGCGUCAGAUGAAUGACCAGCAUGCCAAAGUCUACGAGCAGCUUGACAUCACUGCUAGAGAUCUAGAAGAUGCUAAUCAAAAACUAGUGGUGGAUAGUAGAUCUUCGCAGCAAAAGAUCUUAAGCCUUACUGAGACCAUUGAAAGUCUUCAAACACACAUCGAUGACCUUCAGAGGCAAGUGGAGGAGCUGAAGAACUCUGGGCAGGGCUGCAUGAACCGUGAAAGAUCUGAGCAGCCGAGAUCGGUUCACAGUUUUUCGUGCCUGAAAGAGCUGUAUGACCUUCGAAAAUAUUUUGUUUACGAUCAUAUUUUUGCAGAAAAAAUUACAUCUCUAGAUACGCAGCUGUGCCCUGUGGAGGAGGAAAACCAGAGCCUGAAGAAGGCGGUGACUCUCUUGCAAGCCCAGCUUGAGAUGGAAAAAGAGAAGAGGGUGACGAUGGAGGAGGAGUACAGCCUCGUGCUGAAGGAGAACUGUGACCUCGAGCAGAGGCUGGCGGACACCGAUCUAUACCGCAACCGAGCCGAAGAGCUUGAGGUCGAAGUGGCCGAAAUGCGGCAGAUAUUCCAGCGUGAAAACCCAUUUGUUAGCGGAGUGGAAAAGCUCGUUCCGGAGUCCUUCUUUAUUUCCUUGAAAGACUCUCUAGAAAAGGAACUGAAUUGGGGCCCCGCUGACGGGGUGUCUUUGACUGUCCCGGAGCUGGAAAAGAGGGCCCUGAAAAGAAGCAGCAGCGAGACCUUCUUGGGCAGCACGGUGGGCGGAGACCUCCUCAAGGGCCACGAGGAAACCUGCAUCCGGAGGGCCGAAGCGGUGAAGCAGAGGGGCAUCUCCCUGCUGAACGAGGUCGACGCCCAGUACAACGCCUUGAAGGUCAAGUACGAGGAACUCCUGAAGAGGUGUCAGACGGACGAGGAGUCGGUGAAGCACAAGGCCGUGCAGACCUCAAAGCAGUGUGCCAAAGAGGCCAACGUGGGCAACGGCGCCUCAGACGUGCCCGCAAGGGAACUGGCCGGCGCGGGCGCCGAUCUGGGCAGCCUGCCCACCAGCGCUCCCCCCGAGUACAAACUUCUCUUUAAGGAAAUCUUCAGCUGCAUCAAGAAAACCAAGCGAGAAAUAGAUGAGCACAGGGCAAAGUACCGACCUCUCUCAUCUCAGCCCUGA
Messenger RNA from Euleptes europaea (tarantolino), 1379 nucleotides. RefSeq names its product cerebellar degeneration related protein 2 (gene CDR2). The record is from RefSeq and is a predicted model, not a curated record. NCBI's taxonomy places the organism in Eukaryota, Metazoa, Chordata, Lepidosauria, Squamata, Sphaerodactylidae. The coding region runs from base 3 to 1379 and encodes 458 amino acids. The transcript is spliced from 5 exons.